Molecule: messenger RNA, 6397 nt
Organism: Lemur catta (Ring-tailed lemur)
Lineage: Eukaryota; Metazoa; Chordata; Mammalia; Primates; Lemuridae
Gene: TMTC3
Product: transmembrane O-mannosyltransferase targeting cadherins 3
Exons: 14
Coding region: 220-2970 (916 amino acids)
Biological process (GO): protein O-linked glycosylation via mannose
Cellular component (GO): endoplasmic reticulum
Molecular function (GO): mannosyltransferase activity; protein binding
Source: RefSeq, a predicted model, not a curated record
UGCAGUGCGGGAGACUGCGACUGUACCGGGGCGGUGGGGGAGGACCGGGAGGCGGGAGGCGCAGUGGCUGAGGCGCGUCCGCGCUGGUGGCCUGAACAAGGUAGAUAAUGACUGUGGCUUCGGUGGCGUCACUCACUGGGCUGCUCUUCCUGAGGCCUUCCUAAAGCAUCCCCUGAAGGAACCGCUCCCAGUUUUUCUCCACAACUGCUUGUAGGAAAGAUGGCUGACAUUAACCUCAAAGAAGUAACCUUAAUAGUAGGUGUAGUUACUGCCUGCUAUUGGAACAGCCUCUUUUGUGGUUUUGUUUUUGACGAUGUUUCAGCAAUACUUGAUAAUAAAGAUCUUCAUCCGUCUACACCUUUGAAAACUUUAUUUCAGAAUGACUUCUGGGGAACUCCUAUGUCUGAGGAGAGAAGCCACAAGUCUUACCGUCCCUUAACAGUAUUGACUUUUCGCUUAAAUUAUCUGUUUAGUGAACUAAAACCAAUGUCAUAUCAUCUCCUAAAUAUGAUUUUUCAUGCUGUGGUUAGUGUGAUAUUUCUUAAAGUCUGCAAACUUUUUCUGGAGAACCGGAGUAGUGUGAUUGCUUCUUUACUUUUUGCAGUACACCCAAUACACACUGAAGCAGUAACAGGAGUUGUAGGAAGAGCAGAACUUUUGUCAUCUAUCUUUUUUCUAGCUGCAUUUUUGUCAUAUACCAAAUCAAAAGGACCAGAUAAUUCCAUAGUGUGGACUCCAAUUGCAUUGACAGUGUUUUUAGUGGCUGUUGCAACAUUGUGUAAAGAACAAGGAGUAACAGUUGUGGGAAUUUGCUGUGUAUAUGAAGUGUUUAUUGCCCAGGGGUAUACUUUACCAUUGUUAUGUACUGCUGCUGGACAGUUUCUCCGUGGAAAGGGUAGUAUACCAUUUUCUAUGCUGCAGACACUAAUAAAACUCAUUGUCUUGAUGUUCAGUACAUUAUUACUUGUUGUGGUUAGAGUCCAGGUCAUUCAAUCCCAACUUCCAGUAUUUACCAGAUUUGAUAACCCAGCUGCUGUAAGCCCAACUCCUACAAGGCAGCUAACUUUUAACUACCUCCUUCCUGUGAAUGCUUGGCUUCUAUUAAAUCCUUCAGAGCUCUGCUGUGAUUGGACCAUGGGAACAAUACCACUUAUAGAGUCAUUACUGGAUAUUCGAAAUCUGGCCACAUUUACUUUCUUUUGCUUUCUGGGGGCUUUGGGAGUAUUCAGUCUCCGAUACCCUGGUGAUUCCUCCAAGACUGUUCUAAUGGCACUUUGCUUAAUGGCAUUACCAUUUAUUCCUGCAUCAAACCUUUUUUUUCCAGUUGGAUUUGUUGUUGCUGAGCGAGUAUUAUAUGUUCCUAGCAUGGGGUUCUGUAUUUUGGUAGCCCAUGGAUGGCAGAAAAUAUCACACAGAAGUGUUUUAAAAAAGCUAUCCUGGGUUUGUCUGUCUAUGGUGAUACUCACUCAUGCCUUAAAAACGCUCCACAGAAAUUGGGAUUGGGAAUCUGAAUAUACAUUGUUUAUGUCAGCCUUGAAGGUAAAUAAAAAUAAUGCCAAACUAUGGAAUAAUGUGGGUCAUGCUCUGGAAAAUGAAAAGAAUUUUGAGAAAGCUUUAAAAUACUUCUUACAGGCUACCCAUGUUCAGCCAGAUGAUAUUGGUGCCCACAUGAAUGUAGGAAGAACUUAUAAAAAUUUAAAUAGAACCAAAGAAGCUGAAGAAUCUUACAUGAUGGCUAAAUCAUUGAUGCCUCAAAUUAUUCCUGGUAAAAAAUAUGCAGCAAGAAUUGCCCCUAACCACCUAAAUGUUUAUAUCAAUCUGGCUAACCUGAUUCGAGCAAAUGAGUCUCGACUGGAAGAAGCAGAUCAACUGUACCGACAAGCAAUAAGCAUGCGACCUGACUUCAAGCAGGCUUACAUUAGCAGAGGAGAAUUGCUUUUAAAAAUGAAUAAACCUCUCAAAGCAAAAGAAGCAUAUCUUAAAGCACUAGAGCUGGACAGAAAUAAUGCAGAUCUUUGGUAUAACUUGGCAAUUGUACAUAUUGAACUUAAAGAACCAAAUGAAGCUUUGAAAAAUUUUAAUCAUGCUUUAGAACUAAAUCCAAAGCAUAAGCUAGCAUUAUUCAAUUCUGCUAUAUUAAUGCAAGAAUCAGGGGAGGUUAAACUCAGACCUGAAGCUAGAAAACGACUUUUGAGCUAUGUAAAUGAAGAGCCACAAGAUGCUAAUGGCUAUUUCAAUUUGGGAAUGCUUGCCAUGGAUGACAAAAAGGACACUGAAGCAGAAAUUUGGAUGAAGAAAGCCAUAAAAUUACAAGCUGACUUCAGAAGUGCUUUGUUUAAUCUGGCCCUUCUGUAUUCUCAGACUGCAAAAGAAUUAAAGGCUUUGCCAAUUUUGGAAGAGUUACUCAGAUACUAUCCUGAUCAUAUCAAGGGUCUCAUUUUGAAGGGAGACAUUUUGAUGAAUCAAAAGAAAGAUAUACUUGGAGCAAAAAAAUGUUUUGAAAAGAUUUUGGAGUUGGAUCCAAGCAAUGUGCAAGGAAAACACAAUCUUUGUGUUGUUUAUUUUGAAGAGAAAGACUUAUUAAAAGCUGAAAGGUGCCUGGUUGAAACAUUGGCAUUAGCACCACAUGAAGAAUAUAUUCAUCGCCAUUUAGGUAUAGUCAGGGAUAAAAUUUCCUUAUCUAGUUUUGCAGAACAGUCAAUAUUCCCAGCUGGGAAGGUUUCAGGUGUAGGAGAAGCAGCAAAAAUUCCAACUGAAAGUGUGAAAGAAAUUGUAAGUGAAUCCAGACCAACACAAAUAACAAAAACAAGUGAUAAUAAAAGUCAGUCUAAAUCUAACAAACAAUUAGGAAAAAAUACAGACAAAGAGACCCCCCACAAAACAACAAAAGACAUCAAAGAAAUUGAAAAGAAAAGAGUUGCUGCUUUAAAAAGACUGGAAGAGAUUGAACGUAUUUUAAAUGGUGAAUAGCAUUAUUACUUAUCAUGUGACAGUGGUUAUCAAAGAACUUCAAUCUGUAUCAUGUGAUUGCUUGUACUAAGAGCUCUGAAAAAAUAUCAAGGAUACUUAACAGUCUAUUAUGAGCUGUCUCUACUACAUAGCAUUAAAAUAACACUUUCAUUAAAGACCUAUCCUACCCAGCAUAUGUAUUAUAUAAAAGUUUUCAGAGUUUUUGGUGAAUAUAACAGAAAUAUUAAAUUGGAGGUGACAAAUUUGCAACUUUUGUUAUAGAAAGAAGGUUUUUCUGGCACAAUAGUCUUUACUACUCAAUUAAAAACUGAGACCUAAAUGAUAAUCCUUUGAGGGCCAAUCCAACAUGUGCUGGUUUAUUCUGUGAAUUCCCAUUUAUUAGCCUACUUCAUUUUUCCUUUACCUCUUAGAAUUUAGCUAUGGAUUGAAAACACUUACUGAACACAUUCUUUUUCUUCACUAAUUUUUUUUAACCAAGGGACUUUGCACUACAAAAGAAUACUGGCUUUCUUUUUGUUGUAUUUUUUGGUUGAUUUUUAGAAAGAAUGCUGGAUGAAACAUUUUUUAAAAAGUAAUUUGACAUGUUAGCUUAAGAAUGUAUUUUCAUAAUUACAUGUCCUUAACAUCAUGCUAAAAUGCAGUUUUUAAGCAGGUAAAGUUUUACACACACACACACAUAUGUACAUACAUACAUGCACACAUUUCUAAUGGUGCUUAUAUAUACUGCUGAGUUUUGGGGGGAGGGGUUUGGUGUUUUUCAUUUGUUUUUUACUAAUUGAUAAUGUCACAGCAUGUAUCACAUAAUCAUGAUUUUUCUUUGAUUCCUACUCCCUAAACUAUUCAUGUUUCAUAGGAUCAUAAUCAUAUUGAGAAGUCCCAAUAACCCUAACUUUAAACUUUGAGUUAUAAUAUAGUAAAUUUCUCUUUCAUCUUAGUGUUAGCUCUGUGGUCUUAUUUGCAUUUUAAUUUUCUGUUUCCAAAGUCACACCUUAAUCAUUCUUACUUUAAGCCACUAAAUUCAGUUCUGUUUGACUGAAGACAAAACAAUGUGACAAAGUUUAUUUUUAAACACUAAAUUCUUGAUAUCUUGUUAUGGUAUAUAUUUUUAUUAAAUAUUUAUUUUGACUACUGAGGUUUCAUAAAAAUUUUAAAACUGUUCUAAUUCCAUCAUGUAUGGAAAAAAAUUGCUAUUCCAGUUUCCUAUAUGUGUAUGUUAUGGUUUAACCAAAAUUACAUCAUUAUUGGCCUGCUGUCCAGCUAUAUAAAAGAUAAUUAGCCUAAUAUAGGAUUAAUAAAUUUGUUAGUUGGUUUUGACAUCUUUAAACUUGAGUGUUAGGUUAAAAAGUAGAUACAAAUCAAACUAAUUUAAAUCUGAUUUUUUUCUUGAGUUAAAAUACAUUUCAAAUGAGUUUUAUAAUACCUAAUAAAGUUGGUUUUAAUUUAAAAUGUUAAAGCUCAAGUUAUCAUCCUGGGAUAGUAUCUAAUUUCUAGUUAUGCAGUAUGUCAAAAACUAUAUAUUUUUUUAGUUCCUUUGAGAUAACUAAUUUCUAAUUAUAUAUGUUUCAAAGAUCAUAUUCCUGUAAUGUUGUUAAGAAUUAUUUUACAAAUAGGUCAUAAGAUAUAUGGUCUGAAUUAAAAGACCCCACUCUUACUAGUUCCCUGAGGAUCUGUCAUAGUUUUUUUUUUUUUUUUUUUAGGCAAUUUAAAGCAAGCACUGAUACCAGUGGGAGUUAAUUCAUGAUGUGGAAGAUUCUGUGAAGCAUCAAAGCAAUGCUUAAUUUCAGUGCUUAGAUUAUGACUUUGUGCCUCCAGAUAUCAGGUAGAGAAUACCUCAUAUACUAUGACUUGAAAAAUGUAAUCUCUCUUAUCUUCGCUCCGUGUAUCUUGAGAAAAAGUUUCAGAGUGUGAUCUCUUCUGCUGUAGUAUCAAGUAGAGGAUAGAUCAGAAAAGUAGAAAGAGAUUUUUCAUGACAGCAGACCAUAAUAAAAGUUUGAGUAAUAUUUUAAUAAAUCUAUAUGACUAUUCAAAUGAUAAAAUGUAUAUAUAAGGUUAUCCAGUAAUUUUUAUAGAAAAAAAUUCUUAUUAGCACUUGGAACAGUGCCUAUUACAUAGGAAAUGCUCAUAUAUUUGAAUUUUAAAAAAUUUAUUUUAAUCAGAUCUACCCUGAGUAAAUAAUAAUUUAAUAAUUAUUCCAAAUCAAUGUUUUUCAACCCACACUUCAUAUUAGACUCAUUCAGGGAGCUUUUAAUAUGGAUCCCAUCCCAUAACUAUUAAAUCUGAAUUUCUGGGAGGUAGAGCCAUGCUUCAGUUUUUCCAAAAGCUCUCAAAGUGGUUCUAAUUUGUAAUCAGGGUUAAGGACCACUGCUCUAAAAUAGUUCGGGAAAAUCCUUUUAUUUCUCCUGUGUUAACUUUUAAAAUUAGCAAUACAACACAAUUAAGUUUUGAUGGUUUAAGUUCCAUUAAGGGAUAUGUUCUUCCAACAGCUAGUAUUUAUUACUUGAAAUUUAAGAUCUUAAAUUCAUAAGCUCUCAGUGUGUAAUAUUAUUAUUUCUUUAUAAAUUCAAAAUAGAUAUUUUAUUCAAACUAUUCAAGUGGAAAAAAUAAUGAAUUUUUUUUUCUCUGGAGCUGCGUGUUUGGGGAAAUGGGGCGUGGGGGCAUUUAAGCCCAAAUCACUAACUUAUGGUUGUGAUCAUGUUUAAGUUUGGAAAAGAAAGCUUAUCACAAUGUAUGCUGGUGAAUGGAUGAAGUUUUAAUUCUUACUGUCUUACAAAAGAAUCUACUCCCAAGGAGUUCUAGAAAAAGCUUUGACAAUCCCCACGGGGUAGUGUUAUAGUACUGCUUCUCUGAAGGUUGAAUUUAAGUUUCUGGAAUUGCUCAUACAUAUGUUUCCUUAUUAGCAUUCAGAAUUGGGAAUUUUAUCUUAUAAAUUUUAACAGUGAGUAGUUUUCUGAAAUUGAAGCCUUGGAGAGUAAAAAUAUGUAAUUUUGUUUUUCAAUUUUGUGUUUACUUUCAUGUAAAUAUUUGGUAUGUGAAUUACACAAUUCUAAUAAAAGUCAUACCUUUUCAUUGCAUGUAAUUUGAGCUCUCAACUUCACAUUACAAAAUGCUUCUUUAAAGAUGCUUUAAUGAAAAAUACUAAGAAAAUAUAUAGAUUUGUAUGUCAGUUUAUACUUUAGAAAUCCAUAUAUUUGUCAUAUUUAUUUUUUUAAAAACCUCCUAACUGCAUGACUGAAUAGUAUUUAAAAUGAACCCCCCAAAAUAUCUGAUACCUUUGUCCAAAAUUUUAUCUGUUGGAAGCAUCAGCCAUACAUGUUAAGAGUUCAUAAGAAAACAGUUUAAAAUUGUAUGCAUUUUAUAUUACUAUAGUGUCUGUGUGUAUCAUAUUUCUAAAUAUUCAGUAUUAAAUUGGUACUUUUUAAAACCUUAA